CACCUGCCGCUCUUCCUUCGCCAAUGGAGGGAGUAGGGUCCCCCCCAAAAAAACCUUAGAUCCAGCAGGCAGAUGUAAUGGGUGACAAGAAAGGGGAAAAAAUGAGUGGAGAAAAAGAAAAAGAAAGGACAUGGGAUACAGAGAUGAAGUGGAAGUGUAGGUGUAGGUAAAAAAGGUAAAGGUAAAGAAUCCUUGGACAGUUAAGUCCAGUCAAAGGCGACUACGGGGUUGCGGCACUCUCUCGCUUUCAGGCCAAGGGAGCCAGCGGUUAUCCACAGACAGCUUUCUGGGCCAUGUGGCCAGCAUGACUAAACGGCUUCUAGUGCAGCAGGACACCGUGAUGGAAGCCAGAGCUCAUGAAUGCCAUUUACCUUCCCACCACAGUGGUACCUAAUUUCUCUACUCGUGCUGGUAUCCUUUCAAACUGCAGAAGCCGGGACAGAGCAACAGGAGCUCAUUCCAUUGUGUGGAUUCGAACUGCCGUCCUUCCGAUCAGCAGGUGUAGGGGAACGCUUCGAGUCAGGGUGUAGAAAGAGAAGAGGUACCUUCUUAAAACAGAAGGAUUUGACCAAGGGAGAAAGUGUCCCUGCUCAUGAGCAGACAGCCUUUCCUUCAUGACCCCUUCCUUGUCUGGGUGUACUCAAGAAGCUAAUGUCAUGUGCCUUUACCUCAGCCAGAGUCUUGAUGUUGCUCUGUUGGUUCAUUGAACAGGAAGAUGGUAGGCAGAGACUUGACUCGGGUUAGUGAGGCACAGGUGCUGAUCUGGGUUAUGUGACUUUUCUGGUAAGUUUAUUACCGUGCAUAUGUGUGCUCAAAACAAUGCACCUUGCAAAGGGCACAGCACCUCCUUAUGUCUUUUGUUAGAAGGAUGGCUUUCUAUGUGGUAGCACCUGAUUCAGGGCUGGAAUGAGUGAAAGGCAAGGCUGUGGGCAAAGUGCUUGUCAUGUAGGCAUUCCACAGGCACUCCUGUCACAAUUACCGGUAAAUUCAUUGGCCAUUGGUGCUACUGACACUAAUGCUUUAAGGAAACUGGCCAGCACAGAUGUCAAGUGGAUUUAAAAAUCACAAGUUGCAUGCGGAACACUUGCACAUGUGUUCACUUUACUCAUGUCCAUUUGGACUGUCAUGUUUUGGAACUUCACAUUCAUAGCACAUGCAUAUACACAUGACACAAACAGCCGCUGCCACAUAUGAGGACUGCUCAUGUUAUGACAACAGCAAAAACAGCUUGGUAGGCCUGUAAAAGUCUGCUAAAGUAGCAGCAUUACUUGUUUAGAAGAAGAUGGAAGGCUGUGCUUUGCAGCACCCUGGCUCAUGUUCCUUGGUACUCUGAGAGGGAUGUGAGAUAACAUCCUAUCAAAAUAUGCCCAACCUCCUAGUUGUCCACUGUAAUGGAGUCUCAAGCAGCCUGAGUUGAAUCUGAUACAUUUGUUCUGCAGACCUCUUCAUUGCCUAGCUAGCCACUCAGCCUUCUCUUGGAGCAAUAACUAAAGGAAGAGGAGGAGGAAGUGGCGGCGGCAGCAGCAGCAGCAGCAGCAGCAGCUAGAUCCUGCCUUGGAGGCAACUCAUCUCCCUCAACUGAAGACUGUUGGGGGAGUAAAGGAGGCAGUAGUCAGAUCCUGCAACAGUAGCAUACCUGGGAGGAGAGCACCUGCUUCUUGCCUUCGGCAAUUCAAAUGUCAAUGACCAGGCUUGGUUUUUUAGCCAAUACUGGUAGAAAUUUUAUAGUCCAUUAGGAUUCAUCUAUUUGACAACUUAUUUUAGUGACCAUUAUGUCUGAUUACUGUGUCAUUUUGGAUUCUUUGGAGCAUAUCUGCACUCAAAAUUUGAAACAGGUUCUGGCAGAUGUAACAAAUAGUUUCAAGCAAAUUAACAAUAUGAAAUGCUGCCAGGCAACAGUUUAGGAAGGGCCAAAAGUGACUGGUCUUUCAGAAGAACUGAUGGAAUGGCCACACUUCCCUUCUCUCCAAAGCACAUACUGUACAUAGGCUUUGCAUUCAGGCAAAUGAAAAGGAUGGCAGUAGAGGGAUGGAGUGACUUGUCCCAUCUAGCAUAGAACCAGGUGGACUGCCAGAGAAGGGAUGCCCUUUCCUCCUGGCCCAGCUUAAAAAUGCAGUGGGUUGCUACAGGAGGGAUGGAAAUUUCUGUACUUCCUUUGCAGGCCCUCUGUUGGUAGGCUUGUUUACAAGAAUGGGUUAGAUUAUCUAGAGGAAAGAUCAGAAAUUGCAAAAACUGGUCUUUUAUUAAUUGCAAAAACAGUCUUAACCACCAUGUCCUAUAUUGUUUGUCUCGCAGAAAAAAGUGUGCCAUGAUGUCUGACUUCCUGAAUAUUUGCUCUGUAAUUGUGUCUAGGGAAACAUUCUUCAUUUGUGUUGCAUGAAGAUUCUGUUUUCCAACCAUGAAGGCAGCAUGUUAUUACAAUGGAAAAUUGCUUCCUAAGAGGCAUUGGUGCAUGGUUGCAAACCACAGAUUCUUGACAUUUUGAAGAAUUUGAAAACUGUUUGGAAACCAGAUCUGACACACUGGAAAUUGUUAUUGCUAUUAAUAAAUUUGAAACUAUUCCAGUAGCUGUAACUAAUACAACUUAAAGGUCUCUUUGAAUUUUCCCGUUGUGUAAUUAUUUUAUAAUUCAUUCCUGAUAAUGGCUCUUUAUGUUUCUAUUGUGACUAGAUCCGCAAAGAACAAUUUAAUUCUUUUACUGCUUGUGCUAAACAGAUGAAGGACCACAGCAACAAAAGAUACUGUACUGUAGUAGUUUGUGGAUAUUUUGUUCAGAAAAGACUGCCUUCUGGUGUCUGAUCUGGGAAUUGCUCUUUUAAUUACAGCUUAAAUAUGCAUUAUUUUUAUUAUCUUAAUCUGAUACAUUUCAGCUAAAUUGAUGGUUAAUUACUCAUGCAAAAUAAAUGGAAGGAGAAAUAAAAUGGAGUCAAAAAUGCUGAUUAUUUUGAUUUGUAUUCCAAGGAGUUCAGAAUUAGGGCAUCUAUGAUGCUUUCUCACUUUAUCCCCACAAGCUUGUGGGAUGGGGAUGAGUUUUAUACUGAGUAGGGAUUUGAACCUAGCUGCCCUGGUCCAAGUCCUAACUGUCCCCUAUUCUACAUAGGCUUCUGAAAAGGAAAAAUGCAAUUAUACAAUUCUUUCAAAGUUGGUUUUUUGAAUAUAUUUUGCACAGAUUUUGUUCCCACUAGCCCAGAUAGCUAAAUAUGUCUUGUUUCAUUUUCUGUACAGUGUUCAGGCUAGAUAUUCCUGCAGCCUCAUCCCAUUGCAUGUUUAUACUGAAGUUAAGUUCAACUUACUCUUCUGUAAGUGUCUGUAGGUUUGCAGCCCUACUGUAUAACUGGACCAAGAGUGGCUAACUUGGGGCCUUCCAGAGCUGCUGGUAUAUGAACUGCCGUCAGUCCCAGCCAGUGUGACUGGUGGUCAGGGGUGAUGAGAGUACAGCAACAUAUGGAGGGCCAAAGUGAAAAAUGACCACUGCUAACAAGACACCACCCGGUGCAGAUCCAAAGCAACUGGAAAGGACUGGAACUGUUCGAGAAAUUGGAUCACAAGCUGUUUGGUCACUUUCCUCUUGUAAACCAGGAUUUGGUGUGGAUCAGUUACGAGAUGAUAAUCUAGAAACAUACUGGCAGUCUGACGGAUCACAGCCUCAUUUGGUGAACAUCCAAUUCAGGAGGAAAACAACAGUGAAAACGCUGUGUAUUUAUGCAGAUUAUAAAUCAGAUGAAAGCUACACUCCAAGUAAGAUCUCUGUCAGGGUAGGAAAUAACUUCCACAAUCUUCAGGAAAUCCGGCAACUUGAAUUAGUGGAACCCAGUGGUUGGAUUCAUGUAGCCUUAACAGAUACUCAUAAGAAACCUAUCCGCACUUUUAUGAUUCAGAUUGCUGUUUUAGCCAAUCACCAAAAUGGAAGAGACACUCAUAUGCGGCAAAUCAAGGUGUAUACACCAGUGGAAGAAAGUUCUAUUGGUAAAUUUCCUAGGUGUACAACAAUUGAUUUCAUGAUGUAUCGUUCAAUCAGGUAAACAAAGCUCAGUUUUGUACUAUAACAUUGUAUUUUUGUUUAAUUUUCAAAUAAAGACAUAAAAUCUU
Molecule: messenger RNA, 4089 nt
Organism: Zootoca vivipara (common lizard)
Lineage: Eukaryota; Metazoa; Chordata; Lepidosauria; Squamata; Lacertidae
Gene: ANAPC10
Product: anaphase promoting complex subunit 10
Biological process (GO): protein K11-linked ubiquitination; anaphase-promoting complex-dependent catabolic process
Cellular component (GO): anaphase-promoting complex
Source: RefSeq, a predicted model, not a curated record